This is a messenger RNA of Physella acuta, 699 nucleotides long. RefSeq names its product transmembrane protein 18. Gene Ontology annotation, cellular component: nuclear membrane. The record is from RefSeq and is a predicted model, not a curated record. Lineage: Eukaryota; Metazoa; Mollusca; Gastropoda; Physidae.
AGGCUACGCCAUGGUUUUACUGUUUUUUUUACUGCAGUACAGUUCCGGAAUAAUAACCGACGCUAUAUCGUGAUUUUACCAGAGUUUGUCUAUGUAGAUCUAGAUCUAUGACUAGUUGACUACCUAGCUUAGUUUCUAGAUUAGAUCUAUAAUUGAGCCUAGAUCUGUAUCUAUAAUUUAACUAUAUUAGACUUCAUCAAUAAAAUAAACAAUGGAGCCAAUUAAAACUACACGUAUUACUGGGAUCUAUUCUUAUCUCGAAACGGUGGACUGGUCAGAUCCUUGGUUUACAGGCUUGUUUACAUUUCACAUCUUCACAUUUGUUAUAACAUUCAUCACAAGAAGAAAGCAGAUGAUUCAGGCUGCACACUUUAUCAUCCUGUUACUGUUGGUAUAUUGCGCUGAGACAUUGAAUGAACAAGCAUCGCUACAUUGGAAAUUAUUUUCAAAGCAACAGUAUUUUGACAGUCAAGGGAUGUUUAUAUCCAUAGUGUGGUCAGCACCACUUCUUCUUAACUGUCUUGUUAUAGUGAUGAUAUGGAUCCUUACAUCAUCUCAGUUAAUUGUUUCUACUGGCCGACUAAAGCUGGAGGCUGAAAGAAGGGCAAAAGAAAAAAAGAAAGACUAAUACCCUUAAAUGAAAUUAAUUUUCAAGAAGAUAAUUAUUUCAGAAUCUUUAAAUAAAUGUUUAAAAAAUUC